GCUCUCGAUGGGAAGAAUGGAAGGAUCAGUUCACAGCAUAUCUUUCAUUGAAAGGAGUUGAGGACCAUAAUGAGAUGUAUAAAGCCCUCAUGUGUUUCGGAGGUGCAGAUGUCCGGAAAAUAGGCAAAACAGUGUCGAUGGAUGAAAGUACUGUGAUGGACAAUCCGUAUCGUGUAACAAUAGAGGCGCUCGAUAAUUACUAUUCACCUCGUAUGUCACUGCGGUACGAGCGAUUCAAAUUCAGACAACUCCAAUUCAACCCCAACGAGAAGCUUGAUCAAUUCCUUAUUCGCUUACGGGCCCAAGCAGAGCUGUGUAACUUUGGAGACCAAAGUGAGAAUAUGAUCAUGGAUCAAAUAAUAUUUGCUACAACUGAUGAUAAAUUGAGAGCAAAGUAUCUCGAAGCUGAUACUUCCCUCGAUGAUAUGUUGAACAUCGGAAGGACGUAUGAAUCAGUAAACAAGCAGGUUCAAGAGUUCCGUGGGAAAUCAAAUGUUUCAGCCGAAUUAAACACCUUCAAUAAAAUGUCCAACAAUCAAAACAAGAAACCAAGCACGAAGUGUACCAGAUGUCUUGGGAACCAUAUAUCAAACGAUCAGCAUUGUCCCGCUAAAACCUCUCGCUGCAAUAAGUGCAACAAAAUUGGGCACUUCGCACGUUGUUGCAGAGACAAUCGAAAGCACCGGUUCAGCAACGUAAAAACUGUGGCCAACGGAAUACACCAGAAUACGGAUAGGAAACCGAAAUUCGUACGUGAGAUCGACGAUGUUACCAAAAAUGUGGAGAUUCGAGAAUUAUUCCAUCUAGAUGGCAAACGAACGGUGAUGGCUGAUGUCGGUGGAGUCACUCUUCGCUUUAUUAUCGACACCGGAGCGGACGAAGACGUAUUGAGCACGGACGAUUGGACUACAUUGAAACGCUUAGGUUUCAGAGCGUACUCCAUCAAGAAAGGUAGUGAUAAAAUUUUCCGGGCAUAUGGUUCAACAACUCCUUUAACGGUGCUUGGAGAGGCAGAAAUGGAAGUUUCGAUUGACGGAGCAUCCUGUGUUAGCACGUUUUUUGUCAUCAAGGACGGCAGGUGCUCGCUGCUCUCUGGAAAAACAGCUGAAAAACUAGGCAUAGUGAAGUUCCUACGUACGCUCACUCCUGAGGUGACCUGCAUCAAAGGUAAAUUUAGUAUUGUUUAACUUUAUAUGACGUGUAUAAUGCAUAGUUUAAUUAAAAUACCCAGAUAUGUGUGCUUCGAUAAAAAUAGAUAAGUCUAUACCACCAGUCAGACAAUCAUAUCGACGAAUUCCAAUUCCUCUAGAG
This is a messenger RNA of Armigeres subalbatus, 1311 nucleotides long. RefSeq lists its product as uncharacterized. The record is from RefSeq and is a predicted model, not a curated record. The transcript has 2 exons. Gene Ontology annotation, molecular function: zinc ion binding; aspartic-type endopeptidase activity; nucleic acid binding. The coding region runs from base 75 to 1187 and encodes 370 amino acids. Gene Ontology annotation, biological process: proteolysis. Lineage: Eukaryota; Metazoa; Arthropoda; Insecta; Diptera; Culicidae.